AUGAGCCCGCAGCGUCCUCCGCGCCGCGACGGCGCUCUCCGCCAACGUCGCCUGUACUCCCGCCCACCGCUGCUUCUUCAACUUCAACCGGCAAACGUUUUCCGCAAGCCGGCUCCGCUUCGGCUGCUACCAGCGGUGGAAGCGGCGCUAGCGGUGCACUCAUGUCACCGCGUCGACCGGGAAUUGCGGGCCCUCCGCCGCCCGCGCGGCGAAAAACGGUUCCGCGGACGCACUCCGCGGAUUCGGUGGGCGGGGGUGGAGGAGGAGUCGGGCAGAUGCAGCCGCAAGGUGGAGGGGUUGCGCAAAAAAAUCCGCAAGCAUCUCCUCGCGGAGUGGGGUCCGCGCAACAGGCGGUUCGGCAGGAGUUGCAAAUUCAGAACCUGUUCUACCUGCAGCAGCCCAGCCGCAAAUUCCCUUCCCUCCCCCCGGAUCGCCCUCCUCUCACCGAAAUCGCCCUGCUCCAAUCAGAUCAGCCCAAACGCAUUUAACCCCCCAAGACAGGGAAGGUGGCUGCUGCUGGUGCAGGAGCAGCAGGGGUGGGAGCAGCAGCAGGAGCAGCAGCAGCAGGAGGAGGAGGAGGAGGAGCAGCAGCAGCAGGAGCAGGAGGAGGAGGAGGAGGAGGAGGAGGAGGAGGAGGAGGAGGAGGAGGAGGAGGAGGAGGAGGAGGAGGAGGAGGAGGAGGAGGAGGAGGAGGAGGAGGAGGAGGAGGAGGAGGAGGAGGAGGAGGAGGAGCAGCAGCAGCAGGAACAAGACCGGAACAGGGGGCAGCAACAAGGGUCCGGAAGGAAAAAGGCCGGCAUCACCACAGGACUAGAGGUGGUGACUCUGGUUCGGAAUGAGGAGGAGGAGAGAGAGGAGGAGAAGGAGAGGGAUUUGGAGAGGGCGAGGGAGGAGGAGAGGCAGCGCCUGCAGCAGCGGGGGGGUGGUGCUUGGGGUAGGGUUCGUGUGGCUGGGAGGGCCACUGCUGCUGGCGUUGCUGCUGCUGUUGCUGGUAGUGGUGGUGGUGGUGCUGCUGCUGCUGCUGGUGCUGGUGGUGGUGGUGGUGCUGCUGCUGCUGCUGCUGCUGCUGCUGCUCCUACGGCAGCUGCUGGUGCUGCUGGUGCUGCUGCUGCUGCUGCUGCUGCUGGUAGUGCUGCUGGUGCUGGUGCUGCUGGUGCUGGUGCUGCUGUGGCCUCUAGACCUGUGGCGAGUCUCGUUUGUAAAAAGAGCACGGAGUACGGAGCAACAAUGGCGUCGAAGAUGAAACGCGACGAGCACGCGGACGGAAUCUCCGUCGUCGCUUUCGGCCCGGAAGGCACUCUCGCGCACCGUCGAUUAUUCUUCGACGACGACGAUUUUAAGAUUAUUUCCCCCUGGCACGACGUACCGCACCGCGCCGCGGACGACGGAUUUAAUUUCCUCUGCCACACGCCGAAAGGCGCGUCCGCGAUUGUCGAAGUCGCGAAAGACGAGGACUACAACCCUAUCCGCCACGUGGCGCGAGACGGCGGCGCGGCGCGGUACACGGCCACUGCCACGUGGAACAUCGGAAUCGCGACGCAGACGUGGCAAGAUCCCAAGGACGAAUGCGACGUGGGGAAUGGCCGGGUGCUGCCAUUCGCCGGCGAGCCCGUACGCGUUAUAGAGAUCGGCGGCAUGGUUGCGAAACCGGGACAGCUGUACUCAGUGAGGCCGCUGGGCGCGUUCGCGACGAUUCGCGAAGACGAGGGGACGGUUUCGUGGACGGGGGGGAUUAAGGGCGCGGUGGGAGGGAUUGGGGGGGCGGUGGGGGGUAUUGGGUCGCGUCUGGGGAAGAGCAGGAAGGGCAUGGGUGGGAUGGGUGGCAUGGGUAAGGCAGGGAGACUUGCAGAGGAAGAGGCAGAAUGGGAGAUUUCAGCACCUGAAACCAGCAGCAACAUCAUUAACAGCAGCAGCAUCAGCAGCAGUGGCAACGGCGGCAGCGGCGGCGGUGGUGGUGGUGGUGGUGGUGGUGCUGCUGCUGGUGGUGGUGGUAGUGAUAGUGAGGGCAGCAGCAGCAGCACCCCCUGCAGCAGUACCAACGACGAUCGGCAGCAAUUGGUUAAAAACUCUUCGAUUGUUUCAGGGUCUUCCUUUGCUAAGACUCAUUCGGGGAAACUAGGAGGCUCCUUUGCUGCUUUAGGAGGGGGCCUUUCUAAGAUUGGCGGCGCGGCUAGUGGAAUAACUAGUGCCGUUUCAUCUGCUCGUGAGAAGGCAGUUUCAUCUGUGGGGAGUAGGGUUUCAUCUGUGAGAGGAGCGGUGGGAGGAGCGGUGUCAACUGUUGGCGGGGCGGUGGGAGGGGCUGUUACAACUGUGGGCGGUAAGGUUGGUGGUGCGGUUACAACUGUUGGUGGGGCGGUGGGCGGUGCAGUUACAACUGUUGGUGGUAAAGUUGGCGGCGCGGUUACAACUGUUGGCGGGGCGGUGGGCGGUGCAGUUACAACUGUUGGUGGAGCGGUGGGCGGCGCGGUUACAACUGUUGGGGGCGCAGUAGGAGGGGCGGUUACAACUGUCGGUGGGGCGGUGGGUGGGGCGGUUACACGUGUGGAAGGAGCUUCAACUCGCUACAAUUUCACACGAGGGGGUGUGGGAGCAGGUGGAAAAGAAGGGGGGGUGAAGCAGGAGGAGAGGGAGAAGGAAGAGGAAAAGGAGGGGGGAAAGAUGGAGGAUAAGGAGGAGAAAGAGAAGGAGGAGAAGGAGAAAAGGGAGGAGGAAGAAGGGGAGGAGAAGGAGGAGGUGAGGGUGGACAAGAAGGGAGAUGGAGAGGAAGGAGCAAGCUGGGGAGGAGAGGAAGGAGCAAGCAGGGGAGGAGAGGAAGGAGCAGGGGGGGGAGGGGAAGGAGGAGAAUCAGAGGCCGGAGCAGCAGCAGCAUCGGGGGCAGGAGAAGGAGAGGAGCAGAAGGAACCACUAUCAGAGGAGGAUAAAGAGAGGAUUGAGAGGGAGAGGGUUGAGAAAGAGUUGGAAAGAGAACGGAUUGAGCGGGCAAGGAAGCAGAGAGAGCGAUUCAUGAAGGCCCUUGCGAAUAAGAAACUAGGUCGUGGCAUCAGCGGCGGCGGCGGCGGUGGUGGUAAUGGCGACUUGUCGUUUGGAGCGGGGUCGGACUCUGCUGGCUCUUUCGUCACCAUCUCUCUUUCUGGAAGCUCCAAGUGCGACUCCUUUUCUCGAGAUUCCUUCUUGCGAGAUUCCCUGUCUCGUGACUCCCUGUUGAGGGAUGCACCUGGGUCCAGCAACACCCCCAGGUCCUCCUCUCGAGAGUUCGGCGGUUUCUUUUCCGGAGGACCUGCUUCCGGGCCGUUUCGCUCGAGCAGGCGCCGCUCUCUCAGUCGAGAGGAUUUCACCCUGAACCAUCUAGAAGCCUCUGGUUCCCCCCUAGCUGGUUCCCCUCUAGCCGGUUCCCCAGCCCUCUCCCCCCAACGGUACGCCUCUCCUGUUCACGAGCGUUUGACAGCAGCCGGGAUUCUCAGCAACACUCCCCGAGGCUCUGGAGCUGGUUCGGCUGGUGGCUCUGGUGCCCGAAUCGGCAGGUUCGGCGAAGGCUCGGGCUCGCCGAACCUCACGCCCAGCGGGGAGUAUGGUAACGAGGAGAUUAAGGAGCAUGCUGAAGAGGACAACAAGGAGGAUAGUAAGGAGCAUAGUAUGGGGGAUAUUAAGGAGGAAGGUAUGGAGGAUAUGAAGGAGGAUACUGAAGGCAGUGCCUUAAAGGAUACUAAGGAUACUGAGGGGUUAACAAAGGAGAAUAUUGAGGAGUAUACUGAGGAGGAUACUAAGGAGGAUACCAGUAACAACAUCAAGGAUACUGAGGACCUUGCUACGGAGGACAUUAGCAAACGUACUAAAGACGAUGUUGAGGAGGAUUCUAAGGAGGAUAUCAAGGCAGGCUUUAACGAGGAUACGAACGAGGAUGCUACGGCUGAUACUGAAGAGGUUAUUGGCGGUGGUGGUGGCGGUGGCGGUGGUGGCGGCGGCGGUGGGAGCCCUGCCAGCAGCAGCACAAGCAGCCAUGGGCACAGUGUGAGUGGUGAUGGUGAUGCGGCUGCUGCUGCUGCAGCGAAGGAGGCGAGGAGGGCUGCAAGGAAGCAGAAGAAGGCUGAGCAGGCUGCUGCUGAAGCGGCGGCGGCUGCUGCUUCUGCUGGUGCUGAUGCUGCUGCUGGUGCUGUUAGUGUAGGAGAAGCAGGGGCAGCAGCUGCUGGUGUGGAGGAGGGGCAUGAGAAGAGAAGGAAGGAGAAGGAGAGGAGUGGUGAGGAGAAGGAAGGGAAGGGGAAGGAUGAAAAGGAGAAGGACAGAAAGAAGAAAGAGAAGAAGGAGAAGGAAGGAAAGGAGAGGGACAGAAAGGAAAAGGAGGGAAGGGAGAAGGAUGGAAAGGACAAGGACGGAAAGGAGAAGAAAGGAAAGGAGAAGGAAGGAAAGGAAGGAAAGGAAGGAAAGGAAGGAAAGGAAGGAAAGGAGGGAAAGGAAGGAAAGGAAGGAAAGGAAGGAAGGAAGGAAAGGAAGGAAAGGAAAGGAAAGGAGAGAAAGGAGGGAAAGGAAGGAAAGGAAGGAAAGGAAGGAAAGGAGGGAAAGGAAGGAAAGGAAGGAAAGGAAGGAAAGGAGGGAAAGGAAGGAAAGGAAGGAAAGGAAGGAAAGGAGGGAGUGGAGAGGAGCAAGUCAAAGAAAAUAUCACGCGCCGCGAGUUCAGAUGAAUCAAUGUUAGCAGCAGGGGAAGGUGCAUUUGGGGAAGGCUUUUCUGGUGCAGGCGAUGAUGACUCAGUAUCUGACCUCGCGUCAUUCCGCGGUCGCUCCCCCUCCCCCACUCCCCCCGACCCGUCGCGCAUCUGCCUCAACCCCAACGCUGCGGCGUUCGUUCCGUGCUUUUCCGGCGCAGGCGGAAUCGGCGGAAGCGACGGAAACGGCGGAACCGGCGCCAGUGAGGGUCCUGAGGGGGUUAGCGGAAGCGGGGAAGGCGGCGACGGCGGAGAAAGGGGAGCGGAUGCUCACUCGGCGGAAGGAAACAUGUAUGCGCAGGCAAAUGCGCACGGGGAGGGUUCCGCUAGCCGUGGAUUGUCAGCAGAGGAAGCCAACUACGAAGGUUCCUCGUUAGAUAGAAUUCCGUCUAACACCUCAGUUUCAUCUGACGACGAGUAUCGUCGUUACGUUAGGGAUCAGCUUCCAGACGAGCUUAUUAGCUUCGACGAGCAGGACACGCCGAACCUCAACGGCAGCCUUCUCCCGCCGGACCUAGACGGGCUAGGCUUGGCAGAUCCCGAACAUGGAGGCGGCAGGUCCGGGCCUGGGGGCGGACCUCGUCCCGGCGCCGAGCGCGGGGCGGCGGGAGACUUUAUGCAUAAUAAAGUGGGUAUGCGGGGAAGUGGAGAGGGGCGGGGCUGGAAUCCGGACGCGCGGAGUUAUUUGGCGGAGCUUCCUCCCGACCAUCCCUUGCACCACGCCUCCCCGCAUCAGCACCAUCUCCCCCCGCACCUGCGCCAAGGCCCUGGAAGCGCUUCCGCCAGCCCCAUGUCCCACGCGCGGCAUUCCCUAGGCGGACCUCCCGCUUUCCCCGAACAUGAGUUUGGGGGCGGCUCCCCCGCGUCCUUUCCGCGGAACCCUCCGCCGUCCAGUCCCGCCGCGGCUGCGCUUCUUGCGCGGCUGGACCUAGGCGGGGGCGGAGGCGGCGGAUCAGGCGGAGGACCGCUUCCGCCCACCGCGCAGCAGCUUGCGGAGCUGCUAGACGGUCCUGCGCCUGGACUCGGGGGGCUUCCCCCUGGCGCAGGAUACCCCUUCGAUAACUAUCCCCCCCCGCAUUUCGAGCACUUGGGGGGAGGAAACCAUCCGCGCCCGUCCAACUCUCUUCCGGCUUCCCCCGCCCCUGCUGGUGCGCACCGCUUCAAUCCCGCUCUCCGCGGCAGCCCGCUCCAUUUCUCCCCCGCCCGCCACGGCCCGCCGCCUCCCCCGCAUCACAUGCUUCCGCCGUCGCAGCUGCUGGGCGGAAGAGGCGGAGCAGGGGAAGGGGGACGGGGACUCCCGCCCGGAAUCACGGAGUCGUCCAGGCGCGGGCAAUUUGGACCGCCGUUAGAUGGACCUGGGAGAAUGGACGGCCGGAUGGACGGCAGGAUGGAUGGCCGGAUGGACGGUAGGAUGGACGGCAGGAUGGACGGCAGGAUGGACGGCCGGAUGGACGGCAGGAUGGACGGUCGUAUGGACGGCAGGAUGGACGGCCGGAUGGACGGCCGGAUAGACGGCAGGGGAGAUGGUCCGCCCAUGGGCCCCCCAGGUAGCCCCAUGCCGGGCCCCGGGGGACCUCCUCCCCCUAACGCGCUUUACCAAGGCCCCGCGGGAAGAGGCGGGCGCGGAGGCGGACCAUUGGGCCCCGGGGGAAUGGGCGGACCUGGCGGGCAUGGCGGAAGAUUUGGGCCUGGUCCGCCGUUCAGCCCGGAAGUAGGCCCGCGCUUGGGCUCUCCGCCGCCUCCCCACAUAAACCCCGCCAGGGGCGCGGGGGGCGGAGGCGGAGGGGGGAAUAUGGGCCCGCCAGGUCCCUCUAACAGCUUCUCCCCGUCUAGGUCCCCACACCCGCGGUACUCCAGACCAGGUCCGAGGGGGCGGGGAGGAGAAGAGCCGCCGUCUCCGCUCAAUCAAGGUAUAGGCAGUCUAGACCACCGUAGUCCAAUGGGCGUGGGCAGGGGGGGAGGGCAUUUGCGCCACCCGCAGCAGAACCGGCGGAACAGCUUGGAUCAGCGGAGUCCCAUGCACCCGCUGCGGGACCUGCACCAGCAGGGGAGGCGAGCGGGGCCGGGAGGAAGGGGCGGAGGCGGCGGGGGAGGAGGUGGGGGACCAGGCGGAGGAGGCGGAGGCGGAGGGGGAGGAAGCGGGGAUGGCGGUGGCGGAGGAAUGCCCCCGGGAGGGGGAGACAACGGCGGACACUUUCCGCCGCCGUUUGAGCUUCCCCCAGGGCCGGCGCGCAUGCUGGAUAGAAGGUUCCGCGGACCGUCCGCGGGGUGGAACCCUGGUCCGCUGGACGAGCUAGAGGAGGGUCCCCCUGGCACGGGGGGGCCAGGCGCGGAGUACAACGCGCAUGGGGGGUUUCCGCUGCAUGAUCCCCUUCCCCCGCCCCCCCAUGGCCUCCCCCCGCACGAGCUGGGGGGAUUCUACCUAGACGAGGGGAUGCCGCCACCGGGCAUGCCCCCGCCCCCGCCCCCCCAUCAUCUCCCCCCACACCACGCGCGCGCGCACCCCCCGGGGCCUCCGCACGGGCUCGCGCCCUCCCCCGGUGGGCAUCCGCGCGGGGGGGGUCCGCCCCCGCCCCCGCAUCACGCGCUGGACGAUCCGAUUCUGGUGCUGGCGGCGGAAUUCCCGGAUUUUUCCAUGCAGAGCCUGGCGGACGCGUUUUUCGCGCAUGGGGCGGACCUGGGCGCGACCAUUGAGGCUCUGUGGCAGCUGCAGCAAUACCAAGAGGAUGGGGACCCCUCACUACACUCUGGCCCUCCCCGCUCGUCCCAACGCUCCCCACCUCUGGGCUCCCUUUCCAACUUCGCCUCGCCUCCGCCUCCCCAUCACUACUCCUCUGCUGCUGCUGCUGCCGCCGCCGCCUCCGCUGGUCGAGCGGUUACUGCUACUCAUUCCGCCUCCUCCUCCCACCCUCACCGAUUUAGCGCCCACAUUUUGAACUCCCCUGGGGGUCCUGGUGGGGUUGGUGAUUCUGCUGCUUCGGAUGGAGGUCCGGACGGUGGUCUGGACCCGAGCCUCCUCUCCCGCUCCAUGCCGAACCUGAAACCGUUUGGUUCGGCCGGGCCUGGAGCUCCGGGGCUGGAUGAGAUGCAGUGGUGGGUUCGGCAGCAGCAGGGGGAGCAGGGGGGGGAGAAGCAGGGGUUUCAAGGAAGCAGCGAUGCAUAUGCGGGCUUGUAUGGUGCUGGUGGUGCUGUUGUGGGUUCAGUGUGGGAUAUGAGUCCGUGCAAGCCAGGGGGGUUCGAGGGGAGGCGAGGGGAAUUCGAUGAGAAGCAGCAGCAGCAGCAGAAGCAGCAGCAUUUGCUUCGUGGGGAGGAGAUUGCAUGGCAUGCUAUGGCCGUAUGGCAUGGCAUGCUAUGGGCGUAUGGCAUGGCAUUAUGGGCGUAUGGUACGCUGUGGGUGCAUGACAUGCUACGGGUGCUUGAGUGCAUGGCAGGUGUUGACUUGGUGGGUUCGGAGGAGGGUCCACAUCCCCUCGCCCAUACUCUCCCUGUCCGCACAGCCUCCCAGCCCUGCAACAAGUGGGCCCCUGACGCCAACACCAACCCCGAUCCACCGUCAAGCUUCAACUCCAGGAGAAGCCUUGACGUUGACGCGCUCGCAUAUGGCAUCAGGGGCAUGCACGUGUCCAAUGCCCUGUGCCUGCUGCAGCAGGAGGUGGCGGCUUUGCGGUUUGCUGCUCAGCGCACCAAGUCCCGCCAGCAGCUCUACGUGCGUGUGGGGUCCGGUCUCUACACCAGUGACCGUGCACUGCAGCACAUGCCAGCAGUGGUGGAGCAGUAUUUGGUGGAUCAGGAAGGGCUUCACGUGUUGGAGCCGCAGCCAGGGUUACUGCGAGUGUUCAUGUGA
Molecule: messenger RNA, 8541 nt
Organism: Closterium sp. Yama58-4
Lineage: Eukaryota; Viridiplantae; Streptophyta; Zygnematophyceae; Desmidiales; Closteriaceae
Source: the annotation of a GenBank genome assembly